Messenger RNA from Uncinocarpus reesii 1704, 588 nucleotides. RefSeq lists its product as uncharacterized. The coding region runs from base 1 to 588 and encodes 195 amino acids. The record is from RefSeq and is a predicted model, not a curated record. NCBI's taxonomy places the organism in Eukaryota, Fungi, Ascomycota, Eurotiomycetes, Onygenales, Onygenaceae. The transcript has a single exon.
AUGUCAAAUCCCAAUGCAAACAGCGACACGACUCUCCGUCACUCCGAUGACUAUCUCCGUUUCAAACGCUACGCCGCCAUCACUUUCGUUGUAGCCGCUCCAGUCCUGAUUGCUCUGCCUCCCCGGAAAUUAGAUCUUUACACCAUCUCUCUUGCUUCAGCAUUCCUCUUCUCCGCCAACCACGUAGUAGCCGACCAAACGGGCAGGAGCAUCAUGGAACGUCUAGACGCUCGUUUCGGGGGCAGAAAAGGACCCGGGAUGUUUAGCGAUCUACCUACCUCGCGAGCGGAGGAAGUUAGCCAACAGAUUCGCCUGGCUAGAGAAGCCGCCCGGCAGCCUGAACUACAGCGACAGCGCGCUCAACAAGGGGGCGAACAGGACAAAGGAGGACUGACGGAUCUUGGUAAAAAGGUAUGGAUGGGUGGGGAGACAGAAGGCUGGCGAGAGCGGAGGAUGGAAGAGGAGAGAAAGGCGCUGGAGGAAGGAAAGGGAUACGGCGAUUUGAUCAUGGAUCAUAUACGUGAUGCGAUUGGGAUGGAAAAGGACGGCAGCGAUCAGAGUUCUACGGAAAAGAAUGGAAAACCGUGA